CACGUGACUAAACACGGAAGUAGAAUCAACCGCUCUAGCAACUUUCAUGUAAAAGCAAAGUGCCCGAUCGUGUUGCGAGGAGUCAAAGUGCAUCAGAAGGCUGCAACUUUUUGUUUUGUAUCUUCGUUAAAAUUAGCGUGACCAUGACCCAGGCAGAGAAGGAGCAGGACAACGGGAAGGAGAAAGACAAAGACCGAGAGAAGGAGAAAGAGAAGGAACAACAACGCGGCGUGAAGCGACCCAUCGCUCCUCCAGCCAUCCCGGAGCCUCAGCAGGAGCAAAUUCAGAGCAACUUCGUAAUUGUCAUCCACCCUGGUUCAAGAACACUCCGCAUUGGCCGAGCGACAGACACUCUUCCAGUGACUGUGCCACAUGUGAUUGCUCGAAGACACAAGCAAAGCGGGCAGUUACGAUAUGAAGAUGCCUGGCUGUUGAGAGAGGGUCUAAAUAAAUCAGAGAGUAACGAGCAGCGGCAGAAUGGCCUUAAAAUGAUUGAUCAGGCCAUCUGGUCUAAGAAAAUGUCAAAUGGAGUGAGGAGGACGCCUGCAUCUGCUGAACAGGCCAGAGCGUAUAACUGUCAGAUCCGUCCAGCAGUGCUAGACAGCAGCUCCAGGGUAAAGUGGACCAACACAACACACCAUCCUCCUUAUCUGGUUGGAGAAGAGGCUCUUUAUGUGAAUCCAUCUGACUCGUACAAUAUACACUGGCCCAUAGUCACGGGUCAGCUCAACGUGCACUCAGGUCCUGGGGGCUCAUUGACCGCUGUCCUCGCUGACCUUGAGACAAUCUGGAGUAACGUCUUGCAAAAGCAUCUUGACAUUCCUCUCAAAGAUUUAAAGUAUUACAGAUGUAUCUUACUGGUCCCAGACAUCUACAACAGACAGCAUAUAAAGGAAGUUGUCAACAUGCUGCUGCUUAAUAUGGGCUUUUCAGCAAUCAUUGUGCAUCAGGAGUCUGUGUGUGCCACGUUUGGUAGUGGGUUAAGCAGUGCUUGUGUCGUGGAUGUAGGAGACCAGAAGACCAGUCUCUGCUGCGUCGAAGAUGGAGUGUCUCAUCGGAACUCCAGGCUGUGUUUGGCAUACGGUGGUUCAGAUGUGACCCGCACUUACUUCUGGCUCCUGCAGAGGGCAGGUUUUCCUUACAGGAACUGUCAGCUCUCCUCCAGACUGGACUGUCAGCUACUGCAGCAUCUGAAAGAGACCUUCUGCCACUUAGACCAGGACAUAUCAGGACUACAGGACCAUGAAUUUCAGACACGUUUCCCCGAAGCCCCAGCUCUUCUCUAUCAAAUUCGACUAGGGGAUGAAAAAUUACAGGCACCCAUGGGUCUUUUCUACCCCACCACAUUUGGCGUUGUAGGCCAAAAGAUGUCAUCAAUUCAGUACCGUUCCCAAGGCGAUUCAGAAGAUCCUCACAAUGAACACUAUCUGCUGGCCACACAGAACAAACAGGACCAGUCCUCCAAAACUGCUGUAGACCGGAAGCCUAUUUCCAGACCCGGUGGAGGUUUGGAUGGUGAGAUGAGCAGUCAGGGAGGCAUAGGAGAGCUCUCAGAUUUGCCCAGGGGAUGUGGCAGCGGCAGCGCUGGAGGGGGAACGCAGGCUGAGAUGGAUCUUGGAUCUGCUCAGGGCGAGUGCCUAAUGGGCACAGGAGAAGUGGAGGAGCCCCCUUCUGCUCAUCUCUCUAGAAAGGCCGCCAUCAUGAGCCAAUUUGAGAGCAAAGCAUUGGGACUGGAUAAGGCAAUUCUGCACAGUAUCGACUGCUGUGCUUCAGAUGAAACUAAACGAAAGAUGUACAGCUCCAUUCUGAUCGUUGGAGGAGGGCUCAUGUUUCAUGGCGCCCAGGAGUUCCUGCUUCACCGCAUCAUCAACAAGAUGCCGCCCUCCUUCAGAAGACUCGUAGACAAUGUGGAGGUUAUCACACGACCAAAGGACAUGGACCCCCGUCUGAUAUCAUGGAAGGGGGGAGCAGUGCUGGCGUGUCUGGAUACCACCCAGGAGAUGUGGAUCCAUCAGAGGGAGUGGCAGCGUUUUGGUGUCCGAAUGCUCCGUGAGCGAGCUGCCUUCGUCUGGUGAUGCUGAACUGAUUAUACACGAAACUAAAACAAGAGCCCAUGAAAUCAAUCCACCACCUUAAACCAGAUACACAAGAAGUGCUUACAGUUGGUAAAACACGAGUUUUGUGUCUUCUGUUUGAAGUCAGUCUGAAAUCUUACUGCAUUACUUCAAGAACAGAAAUUAUCACCUAGUUUCAGUUUUGUGUUGGCCAUUUUUAUACAUCAAAAGCUCAGAUGUUGCUGAUGUCAAGUUAGUUUCAAAAAGUGUAUAAUGCAGAAGUUACUUUCGGUUACUAAGCUGCAAAUAUUACUCCUUUGUUCACUGACGUCUGGAAUUGUGUAAAUAAAUUUCCUUUUUUUCCAUCUCC
Betta splendens (Siamese fighting fish) is the source of this 2424-nucleotide messenger RNA. It is a transcript of the gene actr8, whose product is annotated as actin related protein 8. Gene Ontology annotation, biological process: regulation of DNA-templated transcription; double-strand break repair. Bases 144 to 2075 code for a protein of 643 amino acids. The record is from RefSeq and is a predicted model, not a curated record. The transcript has 13 exons. Gene Ontology annotation, cellular component: Ino80 complex. Lineage: Eukaryota; Metazoa; Chordata; Actinopteri; Anabantiformes; Osphronemidae.